AUGUCAGAGGAAGAGUAUGUCUUGGAGACGCCCAGUGCCCCCCAGAACUCCCCAGAAGUCUACCACAUUUACACUCUGAUCCAGGCCAUCCCGUGCAGCCACCCUGGUGAGAGUUCCAGCAGCCAGGAGGGCGAGGGCAGCGCCUCCCAGGCCGAAGCACAGCCACAAGAGUUUCUGAUCGGUGACCAGCUGGACAAGAAGGUGGCAGAGUUGGUGAAGUUCCUGAGCUUCAAGUACAGAAUCAAGGAGCCUAUCACCAAGGCAGAAAUGCUGACGAAUGUCAUCAAAGAGCAAGAGGCCCACUUCCCCAUCAUCUUCAACAAAGUGUGUGAGUGCAUGGAGGUGGUCUUUGGCUUAGAAGUGAAGGAGGUGGAUGCCAGCAGCCACUCGUAUGAGCUCCACAAAAUCCUGGAUCUCACCUACGACGGCAUGCUGAAUGAUAACAGCUUGCCCAAGACGGGCCUCCUCAUCCUCAUCCUGGGUGUGAUCUUCAUGGAGGGCAACGUUGCCUCUGAGGAGAAGGUGUGGGAGGUGCUCAGUAUGAUCGGGGUGUGUGCAGGCAGGAGAGAUUUCAUCUAUGGAGAGCCCAGGAAGCUCAUCACCAAAGAUCUGGUGCAGGAGAGGUACCUGGAGUACCGGCAGGUGGCGGACAGCGAUCCUCCCAGCUAUGAGUUCCUGUGGGGUCCCCGGGCCUUUGCUGAAACCACCAAGAUGAAGGUCCUCCAGUUCUUCUCCAAGGUUAGUGGCACUGUGCCCACUUCCUUCCCAUCCCGCUAUGAGGAAGCUCUGAGAGAUGAGAUGGAGAGAGCCCAGGCCAGAAUUGCUGCCUUGCAUGGCUCACGGGCCCCAGGUGAGGAAGAUUCCAGCAGCGUCGAGUCUGGCAGCGAGUCUGGUGGCUCCAAGUCCUGCCCGGAGUGA
Molecule: messenger RNA, 918 nt
Organism: Erinaceus europaeus (western European hedgehog)
Lineage: Eukaryota; Metazoa; Chordata; Mammalia; Eulipotyphla; Erinaceidae
Product: putative MAGE domain-containing protein MAGEA13P
Exons: 1
Coding region: 1-918 (305 amino acids)
Biological process (GO): negative regulation of transcription by RNA polymerase II
Cellular component (GO): nucleus
Source: RefSeq, a predicted model, not a curated record